Molecule: messenger RNA, 3664 nt
Organism: Lagenorhynchus albirostris (white-beaked dolphin)
Lineage: Eukaryota; Metazoa; Chordata; Mammalia; Artiodactyla; Delphinidae
Gene: GRAMD4
Product: GRAM domain containing 4
Exons: 19
Coding region: 131-2041 (636 amino acids)
Biological process (GO): negative regulation of toll-like receptor 9 signaling pathway; apoptotic process
Source: RefSeq, a predicted model, not a curated record
CCUCCGCGCUCGUGGCCGGGACCCGCGGGGCCGCCUCCUCCGGGCUCCCCGGCGCCGCUCGGCUCCCGGGCGGGCGGCAGGUGCAGCGCGGCCGGGCGGCUGGCGAAGGGGGCUUCGAGGCGACGGUUGGAUGAGAGGUGGCCCCGGUCUCCGCGCAGGGGGCUCCGAGCGUCAUGUUAAGGUAAAGCAGAGGGGCUCAGUGCUGAACAUGCUAAGGAGGCUGGACAAGAUCAGGUUCAGAGGUCACAAGAGAGAUGACUUCCUUGAUCUAGCAGAGUCUCCAAACGCCUCGGACACCGAAUGCGGAGACGAAACACCCCUGAAGAUACCUCGGACCUCGCCCCGGGACAGUGAGGAGCUGAGGGACCCUGCUGGGCCAGGGACCCUCAUCAUGGCUGCAGGAGUCCAGGACUUUAACCGGACAGAGUUUGAUCGCUUAAAUGAGAUCAAAGGUCACCUGGAAAUCGCCUUACUGGAAAAACACUUCUUACAGGAGGAGCUCCGGAAGCUGCGAGAGGAAACCAACUCGGAGAUGCUGCGGCAGGAGCUGGACCGGGAGCGGCAGCGGCGGAUGGAGCUGGAGCAGAAGGUCCAGGAAGUGCUGAAGGCCAGAGCCGAGGAGCCACCCGCUCAGCAGCCUCCGAAAGGGCAGGCCCAGGUCAAUAAUGGAGCAGACCGACGGAGCCAGGGGCUGUGCCCCCGUGUCCAGAAGUGGUUCUAUGAGAAAUUCGGGGAGUACGUGGAGGACUUCCGGUUCCAGCCCGAGGAGAGCACGGUGGAGACGGAGGAGCCCCUCAGCGCCCGGAGGUUGACCGAGAACAUGAGGAGGCUCAAGCGCGGUGCCAAGCCUGUCACCAGCUUUGUGAAGAACCUCUCUGCCUUAUCCGACUGGUACUCCGUCUACACGUCUGCCAUCGCCUUCACCGUGUACAUGAAUGCCGUGUGGCAUGGCUGGGCCAUCCCCAUGUUCUUAUUUCUAGCAAUUUUGAGGUUAUCCCUCAAUUACCUCAUAGCCAGGGGCUGGAGGAUACAGUGGAGCAUCGUGCCUGAAGUGUCCGAAGUGGUGGAGCCUCCAAAGGAAGACCUGACCGUGUCUGAGAAGUUCCAGCUUGUGCUGGACGUCGCCCAGAAAGCGCAGAACCUCUUUGGCAAGAUGGCUGACAUCUUGGAAAAGAUCAAGAACCUGUUCAUGUGGGUGCAGCCUGAGAUCACCCAGAAGCUGUACAUCGCGCUGUGGGCCGCCUUCCUUGCCUCCUGCUUCUUCCCCUACCGCCUGGUGGGGUUGGCCGUGGGACUCUACGCCGGAAUCAAGCUUUUUGUCAUUGAUUUUAUCUUCAAACGCUGCCCGAGGCUGAGAGCCAAGUAUGACACUCCCUACAUCAUCUGGAAGAGCCUCCCUACGGACCCCCAGCUCAAGGAGCGCUCCAGCACUGCCGUGUCACGCAGGCCGCAGAUGGCCUCCUCGCGGAGCUACGUGUCCAGCGCGCCUGCCGGCCUGAGCAAGGACGAGGACGCCAGCCGCGUCCACGGCGCCAAGAAGAGCAAUUUCCAUGAAAUCUUUAACUUGACAGAAAACGAGCGUCCGCUGGCGGUGUGUGAGAGCGGCUGGCGGUGCUGCUUGAUAAACAGAGACCGCAAGAUGCCGACCGACUACAUCAGGAACGGGGUCCUGUACGUGACGGAGAAUUACCUGUGCUUCGAAAGCUCCAAGUCCGGCUUCUCCAAGAGGAACAAAGUCAUCAAGCUGGUGGACAUCACGGACAUCCAGAAGUACAAGGUCCUCUCCGUCCUCCCGGGGUCGGGCAUGGGGAUUGCCGUGUCCACGCCAUCAACACAGAAAGGGUCGGGACUCUCGAGGGCGCGUCUUGUGGACGCGAGGCCACCGGGAAGGAUGACACGCAGGACACACCGCCAAGCACAGCUGCGCCUUCUCUGUCCCCACCGGGCGGAGACCGGCGCGGCCGCACCCCGGCUCUCGGAGGCCAGCAGCUCUGCCACACCAAAGCCAUACGAGGAGCACACGGGGCCCUCCCCGGGGUGAGGGACGCCGGCGACAGGCGACGUGGGGGCCCCUGGCCAGCGCCACGAACGGGCCCGUCCUUUAGGGAGACCCCCGUGCACGUCCUGGGAGCGCGGUGCUGACCAGCUGGCCAGGGGCCCGAGAUCAGCUCCUCAGGAGGAGGCAGAGUGCCGUGCGGUGCAAAGGCCCAGGAGGACGGCCGCUUCGGGGGUGCUCCGAGCCCCGGGGCCGCCCCCGCCUCCAGGCUGCUGUGCCGAGGUGGGAGUGGACAGAGCGCCUCAGGCCCGAGGGGGCCCAGGCUGGCAGAGGGCCUGCCCACGGGGGCUGUGCGGGGACGCUGGGGAGGUCAGCCGGCUUCGGGGAGUGACCGCGAGCAGAGCCCAGAGGUCGGGGUCCGCGGCCCUAGUGUCUGCACACACUCGGCGGGGAGGGGGGAGAGCCCUCACUCUCGGGGAGGUCAGAGCGCGCGUCUCGCAGGCCCGGUGUCCCAUUGGGACUGACUGGCCAAAGGCCUUGGGGACGGACACGCGCAGGAGACGGCGGGGCCACCCCUGCUCGGUACACUCCCGACACGGGCACCUCCGGCCCCUCAGCUUGUCCUGAGUCCUCUGGGUGUCACGGAGAUCGUUGUUUUUUGAAGAAACAGAAGAUUAUAUUUUUUACAGAGAGCAAGCUGUUUUUCUUAUUUUUGUAUCGUUUUUCAGACGUAAUUUUUACCUUUGCUCCCCAUUUGCUGGUUGGGCGGGCGAUUCAGUGGCGUCACUCCUGUCACCCCUUGGCGGGGGGACCCCGCGGAGUGCGCUCGGGAGCCACGCCCACCAGCCAGACAAGCACACGCCCCGGCCCAGUCGUGAGGUCCCGGGGCCCUGCGGUGGCCGCCCAGCUCCUGGUCUCCCUGGCGUCGGUGUCUUGUGACCUUUCAGAGACGAAGGCAGAGCCUGCCCGAGACCUGGGCUUUGCUCCACAGUUGGUGCAGGCGGACCGGGUUCUGGGGGGGGCUGUGGGUUCACACCCAGUGGGGGACCCCCUCUGUGCCCGGGGCAAGGCAGGGUGGGCCCUGAACUGGCCCAGGGUGACUGCGGGGCGACACCUGUGGGUGCUGCUCAAGCCCCACUCCCCGGGACUGCUGUGGGCUCGACACGUGGGACUCUGUCCCCAUGCACUGUGGGUGUGUCCCUGCGUGGAAUGGACUUGCCUCCUUCAGAGUGGCGUGGUUUGGUUUGAGUCCCUUCUGAGGAGCAAGGGAGAUGAAAACUGACCACGUGCGGGGUGGCGUCCCCAGCUACACAGUGGCCCACGGCAGGCCCCUCUCUGGAAGCCCAGGGCCCCUGCCGGGAAGAGCACGGGCCUGUGCGGGCUCCCUGUCGGGGAGAGCCUGGAGUUUCAUUGAGUUGUGUAAGUCUGGGCAGGUGUUUAACUUCUGCGACUAAUCACUGAACUAGAAUGAAUGUUAAAUUUUUUAUGUCUGGAGCUCAGUCUAUUUUGGAUCUGUAAAUACUCAUUACCAGUGUAACUUUUGUUCAACAAAAGGAUUGUACUGUAUGAAGAAGUGAUGAAAAAAUACCCCGUAACAUUUUUUUAACGAAAAAGUCUUGUAUAAAUUAUAAGUUUUUAUUUAAAUAAACCUGUAAUGCUUUGUGCUAA